Mizuhopecten yessoensis (Yesso scallop) is the source of this 3497-nucleotide messenger RNA. RefSeq lists its product as uncharacterized. Lineage: Eukaryota; Metazoa; Mollusca; Bivalvia; Pectinida; Pectinidae. Bases 58 to 1317 code for a protein of 419 amino acids. The transcript has 2 exons. The record is from RefSeq and is a predicted model, not a curated record.
AUCAGAUUAUUGAGUUUAGUCAGCGAUGACGGGUCCCAUACCUAUUACCAAACAAAGAUGAAUAAUGCUACUACAAACAUAACAAGUAGUACGUACAACUCCGGUUCAAACCGACAGCGAAAUACAUAUAUGCUCAUUGGUUUCUCAUUCAUUAGCCUGCUUAUGAUAGGAAUAUUCCUGGCUUUUGUACACCGGAAGUGCAGAAAAUCGUCGUCAAGUGCAAAACAGUGGUGUUUAUCUUGUUGUUCCCGUCAACCGGAAAAUCGGUGUCCUUCUGUGUCGCGAACAGAGGAAGUAACUGGGACGGAACAGGCCACAGCGCAAGUCAAACCGGAACCGGAACAUCUCUACGAGAAUAUUGCGUUUACAGAUGACGAUGGCAAAAUAACAAAGGAAGUCAUUGUCAAAGAAAAAUGUGUCAAUUUUAGAUCAGAAAUGCCACAAUGCUCCGGAUUUUGUGAUACUGAGGAUGAUUCAGGAAUAUCUGAUGUUUGUACAAGUCCGAGAUGUUCCGAAAGUAAUUCUUCGAUAGAUACCCGAUAUUUUGCUUAUGAUAAAAAUAACGGAUUACAUGUGUACUAUAAUGACGGUUUUGAUAACCAUAACGAAUCGAGAGGAAUUAUACGUGUGCUAAUGCCGGAAAAUCUGGACACUGGAUAUAUCCAACAGAAGCGAAAUAAAAAUGCUCACGUCUAUGAGAACAUUAACAAGGAUCAACACACAUAUGUGAAUGUAGCAAAUAAACGGAGCAUGUCACCGGCAAGGUCGCAACAGAAGCAGCAGAAACAACAACAUUAUAUGCAGCAACAACGACGUUUCCGUGAGAGUGAUGCAGGAGAACAUAGCAUGCGCAUAAGACACCCGGAUGUUUAUACAAUACAGCCAAAGUACAAUACGGAUCCUAAUUACGAGAAUUUAAAACCAGAAAAAAGACUAGAGCAUCUCCGAUCAGACUCAGUAUAUUAUGUAAAUGACCAUAGUACCGACAGGGCGUUAGAAGCUCUUGGAAACAGCUUUCGGCGUUCACAGCGGAAAUGGCAGCAGAACAGUCUGUCACACGAUGUGUCGUCACCAAGUAAUACUUAUAUAGACAUUAGUGGGAAAGAAAGCCCCCCGUCUAAAGCACGUCAUAUGCGUGGCUUCUACAGAAACUCACCGGGUAGAAGGUAUACCGGCCCCCGUAGACUUUACAAUAACUCUUCGUCUGAGAGCAGCCCUCUCCCGACCAGUCAGGUACGAGAAAGGGAAAAACGUCUUGUGACGCAAUAUGUUAAGGCUGCCGAUGGUACAUUACGUGCCAUAACGUUACAUAUGUGAGCACAUGGAAUAUUACCAUGUGACAUCGAAGGAAUUAUGAAUGUAACUUGUGAUCCUAUUACCUUCAUCUUUGGCUAGGGGAAGCUCUGUGUGUAAAUCAAACUUCAAUGAGUGCCUUAUAAACGUAAAUAUACUUUAAAUAAACGCAAUAUCGACGUCAUAUUACGUUGAAUAGUGUCAAUAAUGUCAUUAGUUAUGUCCUACAAUGACACAUCACUGAAGGAUAAUCGACGAAGUGUUGUCUAUAUGGUCAUAUAUAUUUCAGUAUUAUUAGAAAGAAACAUAUCAUCUUAAUCUUACCUGUAUUGUGUAUAUUAAAAACCAUAAUGAUGAAUAAUUUUACAUUGUGUUUUUGACCUGAAACAAAUAUUGGUUCCACACUCCGAAGACAUUGGAUGACCAGGCAAGGUACAGGUCAUAUCAAAUUAAUUGGGAGCGCUUUAAAUUGGUUAUAUAUCGUUAUAGAAGUUAGAUCGUACAAAAUAUGCAAGUCCACAAUGUUUUGUAACGUCGUACUAAAUUUAGUUACUAAUAUGACUUCAUGAUUCUCUGUUGAUUUUUUUAAAACUGUUGGACAAUGGAGUCGUGUGCGGGAAACUUAACAUAGUGUGUAAUUGUUAUGAGACGUAAUCUCCUCCAACUUGUGUCCAUUGGUGAUCACUUCAUCUAACUCUGGUUAGGUAAUUUUCAGAUUUCAUAAUACACACGAAAAUACUUAGACCAAACUACAACUGUAUGUUAUAGAAAUCGUCGGCUGUCAAAACCACUGACGUCAUUAUGUCCUAUAACAAACGAGUUUUCGCCAUAUGUACAUAAACAUCAACAAGGUUAUUGACUUUCUGAUUUGAGAAACAAUAGUCGGUGUUUUGACAUCUGUUUUAUGAUUUAUCUGUGUAAUGAAGCAUGCAUUUGAGGGAAAAGCCACUCCUAAAUACAGGACGGGGAUUUUUAAAAUGUUUCCAGAUGUCAUCGUGAACGCGAUAUCUCAGAACUAUCUUAGUAUCAACAUAUCAUCUGUCAAAGUGUUUUGUCAAAAGAUUACACACACCAAUAGUUUUCCACGUCAGAUCAAAAGCGUGUGUCAGUUUAGUAAUAAUAAAGGACGGAAAAACAAAUGUGUCCAGUGUAAAAUAUUAACAACUCCCUCAUUAAGGAAAAGUCAAUAUUAUAUAUUAUAGUAGAUAGGAAACUGAUAUUCGGACAAUAAAACGUAAAUACAGUUAUCCUGAUUGCAAAACAACCUAUUAAUACAGCAUGCUAUCUAAAAACAAAUUAUAAUAGACCGACAUAUAUUAUAAACUUCCAAAUGAAUUGGAAAACGGCGGAAACUUUUCGAUAUCUCAUGAAUUCUAAAUUUGCUGACAAUAUUCCAGAUUUCCUUAUACUUAAUGCUAUGAUUACCUAUCGUAUGUUCCUGACAUAAUAUUUGUUCACUAUUCAUAUAUCAUUAUACAUGUAUAUUGAUAUGACCAAAGGGCAGCACGCAACUUCUGUCCAUCAGCCAUUAGUAUAUCAGUCAUAAAAUUUGUGUCGCAGUAUGGAUUCAGUGAUAUAUUUCGAAUGCUGACAGAUGCAGGUCUCUUGUUAGUGACGUUAAUUUGCUUGACUUUUACCUAGAUGUAAUUAGUCGGUGUCGAUGAAAUAGAAGCCGCUUAACUCUGAAGGGAACAUCUGGUCUUAUUUUUCCUUUUUCAAAUGGUUCUUUGUUAAACUUUCCUUCGAUAAUAUCGUUUUCCUAGUUCUAUUGAUUUUGAGCUAGAAUUUCGGUUUUGUUUACUCUCCAGUACACGUAUUCUUUUUCUGAUUUCCUUCAGGUCUACUUAAAUUUGAAAAUAAAACACAUUCUAUGGCCAGUUGAUAACUGUAGGGAUAAAAGUCAACUAUAUGAGACAUUUUCAAAUGUAUAUUACAUUACAAUGUAUCUGCAAGUGUAUAUAACAUUAAUUAUUUUCCAUUCUUAAAAUAAGACUCUAAAAACAAAUACUAGAAAAUAAGUACUUGAUACAUUGGCUGCACUUAUAUAUUUUAGCUCCAGCUACAUGGGCUAUAGUUUGCUCUACGUGAACAUCUUUCACUUUGACAAUUGUGUGCGAGAUAUGUUCUACUGGUGCGUUGUUUAUGCAUGUCCAUAUAUUCCGUCUUUUCGUAUUGCUGAGUUAUCUGCCCUUGUGAGCAGGCAU